This is a messenger RNA of Rhinopithecus roxellana (golden snub-nosed monkey), 2992 nucleotides long. It is a transcript of the gene TAF1C, whose product is annotated as TATA-box binding protein associated factor, RNA polymerase I subunit C. Gene Ontology annotation, biological process: transcription by RNA polymerase I. Gene Ontology annotation, cellular component: fibrillar center. The record is from RefSeq and is a predicted model, not a curated record. The transcript is spliced from 15 exons. Gene Ontology annotation, molecular function: RNA polymerase I core promoter sequence-specific DNA binding; protein binding. Bases 243 to 2774 code for a protein of 843 amino acids. Lineage: Eukaryota; Metazoa; Chordata; Mammalia; Primates; Cercopithecidae.
AGGAGGCACUUCCGGUCCAAACCGGAAGACCGUGAGUAGCUGCGGCGGGGCUGACCCAUCCUGAGUGCCAAAGCUGGGGUUCUACUUGAGAUUUCCCUCGUGGUGUCAGGGUCCGGCGAGCAUCACGCCGAAGCCCAUUUUCCAGACGACCACGACGAGACCGGGGUCACGAACCCUGGCGCCCCUUACCAGCUUCCAGUCUCUCGAGGUGGCCAGUGUGGUGCCUGGUCCUUAUUUCCGGGAUGGACUUCCCCCACUCCCUCUGCCCCGCGUUGUUUAUGACUGGACCCCUUGGUCUGAGCGACAUCCCAGACCUCUCUUUCAUGUGCAGCUGGCAACAUGCGCUGACUCUGCCAGAGACCCAGCCCCAGAACUCACAGAACGGGGCACUGCAUGUGACCAAGGACCUGCUGUGGGAGCCGGCGACCCCUGGGCCUCUCCCCAUGCUGCCUUCCAUCAUCGAUCCCUGGGACCCUGGCCUGACUGCCCGGGACCUGCUUUUCCGCGGAGGGUACCGGUAUCGGAGGCGACCCCGAGUCGUGCUGGAUGUGACUGAGCAGAUCAGCCGGUUCCUCUGGGAUCAUGGAGACGUAGCCUUUGCACCCCUGGGGAAGCUGAUGCUGGAGAAUUUCAAGCUGGAGGGAGCAGGGAGCCGCACUAAGAAGACAACAGUGGUCAGUGUGAAGAAGCUGCUCCAGGACCUCGGUGGACACCAGCCCUGGGGGUGUCCCUGGGCUUACCUCAGCAACCGACAGCGCCGCUUCUCUAUCCUUGGGGGCCCCAUCCUGGGCACAUCGGUGGCGAGCCACUUGGCAGAGCUGCUGCACGAGGAGCUGGUGCUGCGGUGGGAGCAGCUGCUUCUGGACGAGGCCUGCACUGGGGGUGCGCUGGCCUGGGUGCCUGGAAGGACACCCCAGUUUGGGCAGCUGGUCUACCCUGCUGGAGGCGCCCUGGACAGGCUGCAUUUCCAAGAGGUUGUUCUGAGCCCAGGUGACAGUCCCCAAUUCCUUGGGAACCCUGGACGCAUCCAGCUCCAGGGACCUGUCCGGCAGGUGGUGACAUGCACUGUCCAGGGAGAAACUCUGCUGGCCGUCCGCUCUGACUACCACUGUGCCGUGUGGAAGUUUGGUAAACAGUGGCAGCCAACCCUUCUGCAGGCAAUGCAGGUGGAGAAGGGGGCCACAGGGAUCAGCCUCAGCCCUCACCUGCCCGGGGAGCUGGCCAUCUGCAGCCGCUCAGGAGCCGUCUGCCUGUGGAGCCCUGAGGAUGGGCUGCAGCAAGUCUACAAGGACCCCGAGACCCUUGUGUUCCGGGAUUCCUCUUCCUGGCGUUGGGCAGACUUCACCGCCCACCCUCGGGUGCUGACUGUGGGUGACCGCACUGGAGUGAAGAUGGUUGACACUCAGGGCCCGCCGGGCUGUGGUCUGUUGCUUUUUCGUGUGGGGGCAGAGGCUUCGUGCCAGAAAGGGGAACGUGUCCUGCUCACCCAGUACCUGGGGCACUCCAGCUCUGAAUGCCUACCCCCUACUCUCCAUCUCGUCUGUACCCAGUUCUCUCUCUACCUAGUGGACGAGCGCCUCCCCCUGGUGCCGAUGCUGAAGUGGAACCAUGGCCUCCCCUCCCCACUCCUGCUGGCCCGACUGCUGCCUCCGCCCCGACCCGGCUGCGUGCAGCCCCUGCUCCUCGGAGGCCAGGGUGGGCAGCUGCAACUGCUGCACCUGGCUGGAGAAGGGGCGUCGGUGCCCCGCCUGGCAGGCCCCCCCCAGUCUCUUCCUUCCAGGACCGACUCCCUUCCUGCAUUUCCUCUGCUGGAGCCUAAGAUCCAGUGGCGGCUGCAGGAGCGCCUGAAAGCACCAACCAUAGGUCUGGCCGCCGUCGUCCCACCCUUGCCCUCGGCGCCCACACCAGGCCUGGUGCUCUUCCAGCUCUCCGCGGCGGGGGAUGUCUUCUACCAGCAGCUCCGCCCCCAGGCGGACUCCGACCACCGCAGAGACUCCAGGCCUCGCAGUGACACCGAGUCUGACUGUCAUGCCCCCACUGCUUCCUGGACCUCCCAAGACACUGCUGGCUGUAGCCAGUGGCUGAAGGCCCUGCUGAAAGUGCCCCUAGCUCCUCCUGUGUGGACAGCACCCACCUUCACCCACCGCCAGCUGCUGGGUAGCAUAGAGCUGCGGCGGGAGGAAGAGGAAGGGCAGCGGCCGGACGUGCUCCGCAAGGCCAUGGCCCAAGGGCGGCUCCUGCUGCAGAGAGACCUGGGCUCCCUCCCUGUGGCAGAGCCACCCCCUGCACCCGAGUCAGGCCCGGAGGACAAGCUCAGUGAGCGCCUGGGGGAAGCCUGGGCAGGCCGAGGGGCUGCCUGGUGGGAGAGGCAGCAGGGCAGGACCUCAGGGCCCGGGAGACAGCCCAGGCGGCCCAAGCGCCGGACCCAGCUGUCCAGCACCUUUUCGCUCAGUGGCCAUGUGGACCCCUCAGAGGACACCAGCCCCCCUCACAGCCCUGAGUGGCCACCUGCUGAUGCUCUGCCCCAGCCCCCUGUGACCCCACCCUCCCAGGAGCUGACUCCGGAUGCGUGUGCCCAGGGCGUCCCCGCAGAGCGGCGGCAGAUGCUCCGUGACUACAUGACUAAGCUGCCACCCCAAAGGGGCACCCCAGGAUGUGCCGCCACAGCCCCCUCCUCCCAGGCCUCCAGCGUCUGGACCACCCGCUCCCAGCAGCACACACCCGUCCUCUCUGGCUCUCAGCGCCCCCGGAAGAAGCCUCGAAUGGGCUUCUGAGGACACAAGGUGGGCUGCCCUCAAGCCCCAGAGAGCCCCUCAUCCUUCCUCCGGGACCAAAUGUGCCUUCUACAGUUGAAACUUAAGAAGCAGAGCUCGCCGGGCGCAGUGGCUCAAGCCUGUAAUCCCAGCACUUUGGGAGGCCGAGACGGGCGGAUCAUGAGGUCAGGAGAUCGAGACCAUCCUGGCUAACACAGUGAAACCCCGUCUCUACUAAA